Molecule: messenger RNA, 2982 nt
Organism: Lineus longissimus
Lineage: Eukaryota; Metazoa; Nemertea; Pilidiophora; Heteronemertea; Lineidae
Exons: 5
Coding region: 77-874 (265 amino acids)
Source: RefSeq, a predicted model, not a curated record
UAUAUUUACAAGGAACUAGUAAUAAGCGUGCGUAUGUCGCCCCGUGGUACAACGCUACAACCGUGAGCUGUCAGAUAUGAGUGUUUUCCUGGAGAGAGUUUCCUGCGUUCUCUUUUUAGGACUUCUGUUACGAUCAUACCUGCCCCAGGGUACAUCAACGAAGUAUACACUGGAUAUGGCCACAUCUUUGAAAGAUACAUGUAUAAGAAAUUGGCCUAACCUCGCCCUGAAGAAACCAUCACGGAUCUCCUCACUGUGGAAGCGUAAACACGUAGCGGGCCUGGCGAACGAUGGCAAUACGAAUGGGAACCUCCGAUUCUGCGCCUGCACAGCCGAAUAUCAGUACAAGGACAACUGGUGGACUGUCGAUCUUGGUGCCACCUACUGGGUGGUGGCGAUAGAACUUUGGAACAGAGCAAAUUCCUCAUUCCGGUUGACACAUUUCGAUGUCAUAGUGACCGAUGUAGCGCCUCCCCCUGCGGUCAUUAAUGAUGUCACUCUCUGCUAUCACCAUGGUAGCACAACAAUCCCUGCGAAUAUUGGGUUCUUCAGGAAAUGCAGAAAACCCAUCGCUGGGAAUCAUCUCACCAUCAGCAAGAAGGUCCCGUCCACGGAACACCUUACGCUGUGUGAGGUUCGAGUGUUCGGGCUUAUAAAACAAAGCCAAGCUGUCGAUGGCAACAAGUUGACAAAGAAAAUCCAUGUCCGGAGCCUGCUCGGGUGCUCAGUUCGGUGCUUGGAGAUCGCUUCGCCAUGUAUAGAGUACGAUUACAACGAGGGGACAGGACUUUGUCGAUUUGAAGAGCCCAAGGACAGGCAGAUUUUUUGUUCUGCGUCGAAGUUUGAGGAAUACCAUUGGAAUUUGAAACCUUAGGCAGUCGAUCAGUGAAUAUUUGAUAUUCUUUUACUUCACCAUUAUUAUCUCCGAGCAAUGCUCUGCUGUGAUUGGUGCCGAAGUAUCAUUUAGGUUUUCGAUUUGUCAAUAUAAUAUGACGUCAUAAAAGUACCGUGACUGUUGUGACUGUUUGGUUGAUAAGUUUAUGGGAAAAGUCUGAUUACAGUAACGUUGUCUUUUAAAUUGACUCUUUAAUCCGGUGAACCUUUCAAGCAGUAGUUUUCAGAUGAGCUCCAAUGUCAACGACUCAACCUGAAAAUUUCAGACCGUCCUCAUUACACCCGAGUAGGCCUACUUGGCAAGUUCGACAAAAACACUUGCCUAAAGUCACACGCACGCCGACCGUGGGAAUCAAAUCAGGGACCAUACGACCGCUCCUUCAGAGUCCGAGCCACUAGUCCAAAGCGGCGAUAUCACGAAUAAGUUAGAAGCAUAUUCGCCUUGAUAGAAAAUUUCUGGAUGACACUGGUAUCUAACCGCCAACUUUUGAGUGUAUAGCCACACAAUAUAGAAGUGAACUACUAAUGGACCAAUUGCAAAGUGUUGAUUAUCUUUAAAUGGAUAAAACGUAGUUAAUGGAAUGAAUGAUUUUGUCUACCGGUGCGGUACAUUUCACUACAUCUUCUACUUGUUUCGCAAUCGACAGAUCGAAAGUAAUUACAGCAGCCACAGACAAUAUAGAUUUAUUUUAUUUCAAUCUUUAUUGUAAUUAACAGUGCAUGAAAUGUCAAUUUCUCUUGCACAUUUUUACUGAUAAGGCGAUCUCGUUAAUGGACAAGUUGAAGCUAAUUCUUCUACUUCCUGUCUUGGUUCACAAUUUAUAUUUACCAGGACCUUGUAAUGAGCGUGUGCAUUGUCAUUGGUGUGACUCUGAAUCACGGUUUUUUACUAUCAGGUAAGGUUUGCCCCUCAGUGCAGUGGGUAGAAUAAAUAGCGUCAUAGUAUCCGAAAGGUGGCCUGGCGAUAUUGUUCUACACUGGGACUCUCUCUUUAAAUUAAAAGGUCUUGCCCCUUGGGUAGAAUAUGUCGCCCCGUGGUACUGCAAGCUGUCAGGCAAGAUUUACCCCUGCGGUAGAAUAAUGUUGCCUUGGUCUUUACAUCACACCUUCCGGUAAUAACCAACGAUCUUGGAAACGCCGUAGUUCUAUAUAUCCAACCAAGGAAGUUAAAUAGUACCUCAAUGAUCAAACAUGCGGCGAGAUCCUUCUGCAAUGUUCCCCUGUCAGGUGAGAUCUUCCCUUGGAGGAUAAUAUGUCGCCCCGAAGUUCAUCACCUUAUGUUCGGAAUAAACGCAUUCAACACGGCCAAUUUUGUUUCUGAUCUGUCACGCAUCAAAUCUUCGUUCUAUAUCGGUCCACGGGAUAAAAACGUGAUGAAGAUGAGCAGCGGGCAAUCAAUGUUUGCCCUCGAGUUAGAUCUGAUUAGGCUUGUUAUUGAGUUACAACUGGUGGCAAUGUUGACCAAAGAUGGCCAUAUCGUAUGUGAGCCCAAAGACGUCCAAAAAACACUACACACAGAACCCAUCCAGACUAUUAACCCUUUGGGAAAGAUAUCUUUGGCGGGCAUCACGUUAUGUUAUGAUUGUCAGAACCAACUCCGAGUAAGUUCACUUGACAGGUCAGUUUAUGGUUUAUCAAAUUUUGAAGAAAAAUUCAUUUUGAAAAUUUGAAAAAAAAUGUACCGGUAGCGGGGUCGGGCGCCAUUGUUCCUCUGAAUGGGCCUAAAAUUCACCUGAUAUACGUUGGGGAGUUGGGAUAUGAUACUGAUAAGAGAAACUUAAGUCAAAUUUCUUCGCGCCACUCGCUCUCAUUUCCCGAUUUCAUUGAAAUAGUUUGAUUCUCGAAAUAUUGAUGGGAAAGAGCCUCUAUCGCGUGAUGUGAUGAGACGAGAGGCGCCUAGAGCGUGGUGCGGGCACGUGUCCGCUACUUGAAUGCGUUUAGCAUAUGGCGUGUUGCAUUUGUGGUAUUCCCGGGGGCUUAUUGCGUGGAUUUUGGCGAGAUAAGGGGGUCUAUUCGCUACGCGGAGGUCACGCUCUGUCCUCCGAAGAAACGCCCCCUAUCACGCUUUUUUGGUACAAGGAUGCUCUG